Messenger RNA from Blepharisma stoltei, 327 nucleotides. NCBI's taxonomy places the organism in Eukaryota, Ciliophora, Heterotrichea, Heterotrichida, Blepharismidae. The record is from the annotation of a GenBank genome assembly.
AUGUCUAUUAAAAAUUUGCUUUUUGGAUUUUUAAAUUCUAUAAAGAUGGCGAUAGUGACUAUGGAAAAACUCAAAGUUAUGAAUAUUACUACUGGCUACAUCUUUUUAAGGCAGCAAAGAGAACUCAUGGAGUUGUGCUUAUACUUAAAGUUUUGCUUGAAAACGUCUAUAGAAAUUUCCCAUAGAUGGCACUGUUUGCCCUUGAUUUGCCCACUGAAAAUUUUUUUUGGUUUGACCAAACCAUAUGGUGCUGGUCGAGCCAAAAAAUUUUUUCAGUGGGCAAAUCAAGGGCAAACUGCGCCAUUUAAGGGAAAAUUUCUAUAUUAA